AUGCCUCCCAAGUCCACAACAAACAUUGACAAUCAAUAUUUAAAUGAUUAUAUAAAAGAUUUAAAAAAAUGGCAAAUUGAAAUUAAAAAUAAAGAUAAAGAAAUUAAACAAUCUAAAUUAUAUAAUAAUAAUAAUAAAAAUGAUAAUAGUACGACAGAUCAGCCACAACAACAACAACAGCUAACAACAUCACCAUCAAAACCAAAAGCUGAUAAUAUAAUUGAUAAUACAAAUGAAUCAAUUAAAUAUAAAGAAAAAGGUAAUAAAUUAUUUGGACAACAAAAAUAUAAAGAAUCAAUAGAAUAUUAUACUUUAGCUAUUCAAUUAGAUUCUACCAAUGCUGUAUUAUAUGGUAAUAGAGCAAUGGCUUAUUUAAAGAUGAAAAAUUAUCAACAAUGUGAAAUUGAUUCAAGUAGAUGUUUAAAUUUAGAUCCAACUUAUACAAAAGCAUAUCAUAGACGUGGUAUAGCUAGAGUUGAAUUAAAACAUUUUGAAGAAGCAAUUCAAGAUUUUAAACAUUUAUUAAAAUCUGAUCCAUCAAAUAAAGAUAUAUUAAUUGAAUUAAAUAAAGCGACAUCUCUACUUAAAGAUCAAAAAGAAAAAGAAAAACAAAAAGAAAUUGAUGAUAAAUUAAAAAAAGAAAAAGAAGAAAAAGAAGAAAAAGAAAGAAAAGAAAAAGAAGAAAAAUCAAAAAUUAUUCAAGAAAUUAAAAAUGUUCAACAACCAACACCAAUAACACCAAUAACACCAAUAACUUCAACAAUUUCUAAAUCUUCAAAUUUAGUAGUGGAACAACAACCUCAAACUCAGCAACCUCAACAACCAAAAACAUUAACACUUCAAGAAAGAUUAAAUAGGAUGGCAAAUUUGAAAGCACCAAUACCAAAGGUUGCACCAAAGAAUUCAUUUGAAUUUGAAAAAGUUUAUUUAUCAUUUAAUAAUGAUUUAUCACAGUUAUAUCAAUACUUUAAAUUAAUUGAUCCAAAUCAAUUACCAAUUGUGUUGGGUGAUGCUUUAACACCUUCUUUAUUCUCUGAUAUAAUUUCUAUUUUAGAAAAAUAUUAUUUAUUAAUGUCAUUAAAUAUUCAAUUUAGUUCAAAAAAUGAAAAAUCAUCUUUAAAAAACAUUAUAAAUUCAUUAAAUGAUUGCAACACAAUUGAUAAAUCUAAAAUUGAUUAUUUAUUAAAUAAAUACGCCAUUUAG
Messenger RNA from Dictyostelium discoideum AX4, 1203 nucleotides. RefSeq lists its product as hypothetical. The record is from RefSeq and is a predicted model, not a curated record. Lineage: Eukaryota; Evosea; Eumycetozoa; Dictyosteliales; Dictyosteliaceae. The transcript has 2 exons. Bases 1 to 1203 code for a protein of 400 amino acids.